GUCAACGAGGUCUCCAGAAUGAACACUAAGGUCCUGUUCUUGCUCGGUGUGGUGGCUGUGGCUGCUGCAGAUAAGCUGCCGACCUACUCUUACAGCGCCCCACAGGGAUCUUUGGAGGACUCAGUGGAGUAUGAUGAUGCCAAGUACGACUUCAACUGGGCUGUGAAGGACGACGACUCCGGUAACGACUUCGGCCACCAAGAGGCCCGCGACGGCGACAACACUCAGGGAUCGUACUACGUGCAACUCCCCGACGGUCGCCUGCAGAAGGUGACGUACUACGUUGAUGGCGACAACGGAUACGUAGCCGACGUGACAUACGAGGGCGAGGCUCGCUAUGACUCGGUGGAGUCUCGCGAAUACGCCCCCCCAAGGCCCGUGUACUCCGCCCCCGAGUCCCACGAGUCAGUUGAGACUCCCGUGUACACCCCACCACGACCCCAGUAUGCCGCCCCCAGGCGCUCCUACGGCUUCCCUCAGUGAGGAAUGAUAACCAAAGCUGAUGACCAGCUGCGUCGAACGGAAUGUAUCUAUUUAUUUAUGGACAUUAAUUACAUUAAAAGCUCAAUCAAAUACUUUGUUUUAUCAUUUACCGAUGAACCGUGUUCCAUUCAUAUUUAACUACAUUUAUUUAAUGUCUAUAUCUACUCACAUGAAUUAACAUCCAUUCCUUUUUUAAUACCAUUGCAUAAUACACAUAUAAGGGCACAUGCAUGUAUGCAUGAUGUAUGGAAUAUUCGCACACAAUAAGAAACUGUACAUAUAGCCCAUUCCUUCUCUGGCUCAUUACACUCCAACUUUGUUUUUCUGGCCUACAGCUUACCUUGAUUUACUUCCCGGAGAAAACUUUUUCACCCCUACAUUAAAUAAGAUUUUGCUAGUUCCAGUGCUUCUCUUGGUAUACAUUUUUCAAAUGCACUUAGAUACCAAGGGUAUUUUAUAUAUUUCAAGGAUA
This is a messenger RNA of Penaeus chinensis, 955 nucleotides long. Its product is annotated as cuticle protein 7-like. The transcript has 3 exons. Bases 19 to 483 code for a protein of 154 amino acids. The record is from RefSeq and is a predicted model, not a curated record. Gene Ontology annotation, cellular component: extracellular matrix. Lineage: Eukaryota; Metazoa; Arthropoda; Malacostraca; Decapoda; Penaeidae.